AUGAUACCUCACUCUUCUGCCGGCGUCCAACCGUGGGGUCAUCCCCUGCGCGCCGUCGAAAACGUCUCAGGACGUAUAGAUGCUUCUCAGACCCUAGGGUUAGCGGAUCUUGCGUCUGAUAAGCAAUCAAUGCCUGUCCUGCCGCCGCAGCCUAGACACCCUGCGGUUAUCAACCUUACGGCUAGUGCUGGUGAUGCGCAGGAAAGGGAGCCGCCCGCAAAGAGACUCAGGUUGGACGCGUCUGCUGGAUCGGAUGCGAAGGAGGCGAGUCCGGCGUCCGGAAGUGGUGGGGAAGCAAGAAACAACCCAGGUAGUAUCGCGAACCCGAAACCAGCUUCGCUUUCCUGGCGUGGUCGUCCGGUAUGGUCGUUCCAGGCUUUGAUAUCAGAGCCCCCUAACGGUGCGGACCCCAACGAGGAAGAUGCGACUCUCACCCCGCAAGGUGUGCGGCUCGCGUCACCUCCUCCGUUUCCUCUUAUGCCCUGGAGGUAUACUCCACCAGAGCUAUCGAGUUGUAAUGCGACAACCUCACAAGACCUGGUUCAGGUCAAGCAAGUCCAGACUACUCCGUACCACAUCGAAGUGCCUUCUGCUGCGCCAGUUCUCAAGGGAGACAAAGUCGCAGAUUUUUCACCGUGGACCGGAAAUCAUCCGGAGGAUGUCUUGAACGAGCAAACGGCGAAGCAAGGGCAUUACGACCGCACGCAGGUAUCCCAAAAUGAAUCUAAUACGGCGCGUCCCUCGCUGUAUGCGCAAUUGAAACACCGCUCCGGACUACAUAUGCUUUCCUCUGUCUUCAUGGCUGCCCUCGAGAAACGACAAACUCACAACAUGGUCACUGCGCCUUCCAGUUUCAAACCACCGCCUCGGGUAACCUUGACGGAUAAUAAACGUGAACUCUGGCUUCGUGACCUUGCCAAUCCUUCCGUCCCGCUGCGGAGACUGAGCCGGACUAUUCCCCAUGGGAUUCGAGGCAAGGCACUUCUAGACCAAUGCUUGAGCAAAUGGAUCCCAAUCAGCAGGGCCGUUUGGCUUGCAAAGUGUGUUGGUGCCAACGAGAUUCGUGCCUUCAAAAGGAAGGGUACCAGUGGCGCAUUGGCUAUGGGCUUGGAAGCUAAGUGGGUUCGCGACUGGACGACUGGUGUGCAGCAGUUUCUCGAAGCGGUGGUUGGAACCUGCGGAUCUGGGGAUUGGAAAUCAAAGAUGACCUAUGCGGCCACGUUGACCGCUCGUUUAUUUUUCGAGCGUUUGCUUGACCAUGAUCAGUAUAUUACCUGGUUCUUAGCUUCGCUGGAGAGUGCCUCGCUGAACGUGCUUCCAGUUUGGCUUCUGAUGUUGGGUAUCUAUUGGGGAUGUGUUUUACGGUAUAGAAAGCGCGGGCGACGGUUGGCUGAGAUUCUUCUUGAGAAGCUGCGACAGAUCACGCAGCCAAGAAAGCCUACGUCCCUCCAGCCCUUAGCGGAUCGAUUAUCAUCCUAUAUAAAAAGACUUGUUCUAGAGCAUACGUCAUCCGUCAUCCUCCCAACUUCUUGGGAAAGAUAUAAAGACCUCAUUUAUUCGUGCUUGAAUAUGAAAGAACAGACGGAUAGAGCGGUUUUUGCAACCCUUGCGGAACGCAAUUCGCGAGUUCAAGUGCCCAAGGACCGGCCAGAAACAACACAAUCAGCGCAGCACCGCGUUAUUAACUUGUUCGAUUCCAUCCGUUCUUCACACGACAUUUCCUCUACGGCUACGGCAUGUUUGACCGCGCUCGAAGAUAAAGCAGCUCUUGUUUUUAAGCUUCUGGAGUGGUCAGCCAGUCCGUUCCGCUUCGGGCUUUGUCGCGUCUAUACAGCAGCCCGCCUUCUACGAAAAUGGAAAACCUUUGGGGUGGACAUUGAUUCACAUAUAAUUUCAUUCCUUGGCACUUUCCAGGAUGCCAAUCAGUUAAGUAUGGAGAAUGUCUAUCACGUUAUAUCCGAACUCGUUAGGUCUCAAAACUUCUCUAUCAGCCGAUAUCUGCAAUGGUUGAUGGCCAAGGGAGUCGCUAAUACCUCUGGCUCCAACAACGCCCAUAUCCUAUCCGGUGACGCUUGUCUCCUAUCACACCUGCCCAUGAGUCGACUCCCAGAGCACGUUCGCAGUCUUCGGCAUACCCUUCUUUUCCGAGCCGGGAUAUCGGGGUCAGAUGAGGAGAUUACCAUCGAGGCACUGAAGAAUUCGAUUAGCCGGCGCCUUCCAAAGAUCUUUGGCGCCGAAAUGAGCAAUGGAGGGCUCAUCGACGCUUCUCGGCCUAACUUAAGUUGGGCUGUCAAGUCUGAAGUCGGUAUUUGGAUUCGGAGCGGGGUUGCUAAGCACUACAGGGAUUCGAGCAGGAAACUGCUCGGCGAUCCCUUGCCGAUCAGGGUCUCGGCCCUAACUCCUGAAGAGUUUUACAACAUCCGAGACAUUCUAGAGAGCUUCGGAGAUCUUUCGAUUCUUGCAGAUGUCAUCAAGCAAGCCACCCGGUGUGACGAUAAUGUGGUGCUUGCAUCGGCCGCCGAUACGAUCAAUUACCAUUUUGAUGCCUUCGGUGUCAUUGGUGCCACGGGGGAUUUAUUCAGGGGGCUCUUAGAAUCGUACGCACGCCUCAAGCGAAUGGGCACCCUGCACCUGGACUUCGUUUUCUCGCUUAUUGAGCUUGGACUUCGGAUUCCUCAGGAGAUGAAUAUGGUUACCCUUCUGCGACAAGAUCUUGCUCGGAUGGAAAGCAAAUCGGCUCUAGCAGCACCCUCGCCCCUCUCAGACCAUAUUCCGAUGACGUUGGAUGAAGUUGAUUCUUCAUUUCAAGACAAGCUUGACCAGCUUCUGUCAUCCGGGAACGGCAUGGACGAAUCGACAAUGAGCACGGUGUUCGGUUCGCUUACUCGGCUAUUGGAUCAUGGCAGUGACGCAUCAAAGCUAUCAGCCAAUGACAUUUGCAGGUACCUAGCCUACGUUCGGCCGUUUAAUCCCAAAUACUUUGAUGCUCUGCUUCUGCGAUGGGUGUGUGGGCUUUUGAAGUCUCCUUCGUCGCAAUCAAUGAUGGCCAGGAUCCUCCCUCCUCUCAUUGGAGUUGGCUGUGUUACGAUUCCUGGUUUUGUCAAUUUGGUUAAUAAGCUCCUCGACCCUGAGAAAGCGACUCCAGCCGUCUUUAACCCGACUAGUUUGCGACUGGAUCUGCUUGAGCUUCUUAUUCCACGAGAGAGCAAGUACGCCGACAUGGUGACAUAUCGCUUUUGUCUAGCACAGCAAGAGUUCCUUGCCAAACAUCCCAAGACAACUUUGGAUAUCAUCCGUGACGCGAUUCCGUUAAUCGACUCUCAAUAUCUCGAGACAGAACCAGUAACGAGCCGCCCGGAUCUUGCAGGAUGCACUACGGCAUUGCUGCAUACAUUACUCAGUCAAGCUUCGGAUGUCGUCGCGCAAUACUGCAUGCAGAAAUUCACUAUCCAUCCGGCCUUCACUCGUGUUCUGGAGAAGGCAGUUGAUGUUCUCCUAGGGUUUGAUUCUAGUAGUGCAUCCCACCCUGUCUCCGAAGCCGAAAAAGUCAUUCUCAUGAACAAUGACUUUUCACUCCCAUUCUGCCAGCUGAAACUCCAGCUUUUGUUCAAUGCUGGCGCUGGCGAUGAUGUCAAGAACAGCAUAGUGGACGUGAUGUUCAAAGCGGCGGUGGCAGACUCUCGCUCUAAAAACUCGCACUGGAUUGGUCUAGUUAAUCUAAUGAACCAAGAUGCCGCCCGACAGAUCCGAGAACGCGCGGAAAGCAGUUUCUUCGCUAUUCCUCUCUUCGACGAGCGUGCUGAUGAUGCGUCCAUUUCCACUGUAGCGGAUUAUUCGAACUCCAUUGAGAAUGCAAAGCUAUACCUUGGGAUCAUCGAGAAACUGGCCUACAGCGUUCCUGAAAGUGGCGUGCAGUCCGUGGUGCCUAUCCUUGUGGAGAAGAUGGACCAUCUGCUCCAAAGACUCAUUAUCAUGCAGACAAACUUCAACAGCUUUGCGGAGAAUAGACAUGGGAUUAGUCCUGACCAAAUCGCCCAGUACCGGUUGAACUUCGAACGGGGCCUGGCCUUUUGGUUCUCCGCUUUGUUGAGGGUGACUGUUCUUCACCGCACGGCUUUCACAGCACCAGCAUCCCUCGCCGCCAAAACCAACAAUCUUCAUGAACAGACACGUUUGCUGGUGUCCAUGUUCUGCAUCUCAUUGGCUCGUUUGCCUGACAAUAUCCUUCGUUUCUUUCCGACCGCCAACUACUUUCCCCACCCCGUACCGCCCGAAAAACUCCGGCCCUGCCCUGGAAUAUUACUGCAAACCCACGCACUGGAUGUCGCAGCAUCACUGAUCGAUUCAUUCCCGGAUGAAACAAGGCAGCAAUGCGCGCGCUUCCUCAGGGAGAAAUGCCCACCAUUCCUCCAGUUCCAGAACGACCCGCGAUUCCUCUACCUCCUUGGGCCCAUGCCGGAUGCUACAGCUCCUAACCUCCCUAUUCCCGCCUCUCUUCCGUCCCCAGCUGCAGGUGGCUCUACUCCGACUCCGUCGGGAUCUCUUCCAAGUGGAGCGUCAAACAACCAAGCUCCACCUAUGGCUGCCUGCUCGGGAAUCCCGUACGGAACAUCGGACGGCGUCAACUGCGCUUCCGACCGCCUUCGCCUCCAGCAUCGCGGCCGUAUCAUCGGUCCUUACCCCGUACGUCCCUGGGAGCUUUUAGAAGACGCGGCUCCGAUCCUCGGUGAAAAUGACACCGCCGUGAGCCUGAAACUUUUCGACACCCGAAGUGUGCGAGCCUAG
Molecule: messenger RNA, 4785 nt
Organism: Aspergillus ochraceoroseus IBT 24754
Lineage: Eukaryota; Fungi; Ascomycota; Eurotiomycetes; Eurotiales; Aspergillaceae
Product: mediator of RNA polymerase II transcription subunit 12
Exons: 9
Coding region: 1-4785 (1594 amino acids)
Biological process (GO): regulation of transcription by RNA polymerase II
Cellular component (GO): mediator complex
Molecular function (GO): transcription coregulator activity
Source: RefSeq, a predicted model, not a curated record